UGAACACGAUAGUGGAAGGUUAUUUAUUAAACAAAAAAAAGAGCAAUUUUAUUUUUAAAGAGACAAAUUCAUUGAUAAUCGGGUGAUCAAUGUGUUUCUUUUACGGACUACGGUAAAAUUUCUGUGCCUGUGCGCGCCAGUGGUAGUUUAAUAUCGAACCAACCAAAGCAACAAAAAAAAAGAAUAAUGGCCUGCCUAAAUACAUUGAAGCAGGAAAUAAAAACAAUUCAAAGUGUAUUCCCGAGAAAACCAAAUGGCAGUAGUGUUAUGUUUCAGGUGCUCAGUGCUAGUUUGGAUGAGAUAACUUGCAGAUUUAUCGGACUAAACGGCAAAAAACAUGAUAUCCAUGCAAAUAUUACGGAAACGUACCCCUCAACUCCACCAGUCUGGUUCGCAGAAACGGAAGAAACCAGUGUAACAAAUGCUGUGCAGAUAUUAAGUAAUACGCAUGGUCUUGAUAAUCAUGUUAUCAAUCAGGUUGACAUAUUAUUAAGAGAGUUAUGUAGGUUACAUGGCCUUCAAUUGCCUCCGGAAUUAGAAAAACUCAAACAUGCAUUCCCAUACCCUUUGCAAAAUGGCUUUCAUAAUGGCUCGUCACAAGGUAACCAACGUCAAGAACAAAUGGAUGACAUGGACUCGGAUGACCCUGAGGAGAUUGAAGUAGAGAGUGAUCAAGAUAGUGAGGCUGAAGAAGACUUACAGUUGGAGGUGGAUGAUGCUCACAACACAAGCAAGGAUGAUAUGGAAGUAGAACAUCUAGCUACACUUGAACGUUUACGUCAAACACAACGUCAAGAUUAUCUAAAGGGAUCUGUUUACGGCUCUGUACAAGCAACUGAUCGUCUUAUGAAGGAGCUACGUGACAUAUAUCGCUCAGAUUCUUUCAAAAAUAAUAUGUAUUCAAUAGAAUUAGUUAAUGAUUCAAUUUAUGAGUGGAAUGUCAAAUUAAUGUCUGUCGAUCCGGACAGUCCAUUACACAAUGAUCUGAUGAUGUUAAAGGAGAAGGAAGGGAAAGACAGUAUCUCAUUGAAUAUCAUGUUUAAGGAAACUUACCCUUUUGAACCACCUUUCGUUCGUGUCGUCCAUCCAAUUAUUACAGGAGGCUAUGUUUUAGUAGGGGGUGCAAUUUGCAUGGAAUUACUAACAAAACAAGGAUGGAGUUCUGCAUAUACAGUAGAAGCUGUAAUAAUGCAAAUUGCAGCUACACUAGUCAAAGGAAAAGCGCGAAUACAAUUUGGUGCAACUAAGACACAAUACAGUUUGGCAAGAGCACAGCAGAGCUUCAAAACACUUGUACAAAUCCAUGAAAAGAACGGUUGGUUUACACCUCCAAAAGAAGAUGGCUAAAUAAUUCGUCUUUGUAAGUCAAGUUGAAUCCCCGUUAAGCAACAAAAAAAUGUGUAUAUUAUUAAUUAAAAGAUAAAAUAAGGCAGACAUUGUUUUUAAAAAUAUUAAUUAGAUAAAAAUAAAUAACAA
This is a messenger RNA of Culicoides brevitarsis, 1476 nucleotides long. Its product is annotated as ubiquitin-conjugating enzyme E2 Q2. The record is from RefSeq and is a predicted model, not a curated record. NCBI's taxonomy places the organism in Eukaryota, Metazoa, Arthropoda, Insecta, Diptera, Ceratopogonidae. The transcript has 8 exons. Bases 187 to 1347 code for a protein of 386 amino acids.